AUGACGUCACGAAGUAAGAUGACUAAAGAUCUAAAACAUAUAACGCACGAGGAAAAGAAAGAAGAAAAGACAAAACCUGUAAAAAUACCAAUUAUAUAUCUCAAGAAAAAUAACGCACAAAGCAGCGGUCAUCUUAAUAUAGCAGAACCAGAAAAGCAACCCAGCAGAAUACCAAGGCGGAACAUAAGUUUCAUAAAGAAGAAGCCAUCUAAGGAUAUUGACCGCGUUUUCCUGCAAAACCAAAAUGUUCAGAGAGUACAAAUAUUUAAUUCGCCAGGUAUAAUACUUUUUUACGAGGGCUAUCGAGAAGGGUCGGAGGAAGAGCAGCUCCUUUCUUGCUCCACAACACGUACUAACAAGCCCUGUGAUUUAGUUUCAGGUUACCAUUCAGUUAACUCUCCAAGGAAUUAUACUGACUCACCCCAAUCAAGCUCCAAAGAAUCCAAAGCAGAUAUAAUAAGAAAAUAUUCGAUGCUGUUUAAGAAACGCCGCGAGCCAAAGAAGUCUGUCUCAACAGCUGAUAUAUCUAAGAAAAGUAGUACUGCAAAUUCAGUCAAAUCAAAGACUACAAAAAUAACUGACAACCGGGAAGUAAAAACAAAGAAUCCUUUACCUAAAAUGAACACUGAUAUUAAACCUCUGAAGCCCUCGAACGUUGGUUUUUACGCAACAUUCAAGUUUCCGUCAACACCGAAUCCAACUAAUAAAAGAGAACAUGGCACCAGUGCAGGCCCAAGUGUGCCUUCGUAUGUUGAAUGUGCGUCGGAGGUUCUGCAGAAAACCACCAAUUUCGAAACAGAAGGACGAGACACACCCAGCACAUUGAAUGGCAAAGAAAAUCUACCGAACUCAAGCCAGGUGCUAGAUGAUGUAAGCGAGAUAACUGAUCAGUUGGACUGGAGAUUACCAAGUUCGCAAUGCAGUACUAUCUUCAAGACCUCUAAGGAAUCAGAGACGACUGUCAGUACUUGGCACGGUCAGAGGGAAUUAUCAAGUGAUUAUUCCGCCUUUAAAUAUCCAGAUAAUUGCAGCUAUCACGAAUAUUUCUACCAUUAUUGUUGGCGGAAGGAAGUGAUUGGACGCGACAAUGAUCGGCGAAACCUUCGUGACUCGCACGGGAGGUGCAAAAAGUGCCAUAAGUAUAGGAAUUAUCCUACCAAGAGAGAUAAAAUGUCUAGAAGAUUAGUGAAAUUGAAAAACCGAAUUGCAUUAAGCCGCGUCUGCAAACAUCGCUUGAAUCGAGUGUGGAAGAAAACUACGCAGAGAUUUUCAGAUUGGUCUAAGUCAACUAAGUAUACUAAAUUUCGAAUGUUACAUUAUCUACAACGGUAUCAUUUCGAUAAUGCCGACGUUCAAACGACGAUGCUUGUCUAUCAUGAAACAGGUACGUCAGCACGGGCGAUGGCUCAGAAAUCGGCAGCAAUUACUACGGAAAAUGUCCAAGUAGCUACACGGAAUGAAUUAGUUGGAUCGAAUACUUCCACUGUACCUAAGAAUAAUCACGUGAAUGUUGGACCUUCUAUAUUUCCAAUGGUUGUCGAGAAACAAAAACCUCAAAUGAUAUCUGAAGCAAUAUCGGUUCAAAAAUCAAAAUUUUCAACGGAACCUAAACUUCGGGGAAGUGAACUUAUGAAAAACUCGAAAUAUAUUGAAACUGAAGGAGCCUGCCUUAAAAGUACGUCUACAAAUUUAGAAUGUACAUUGAUUCAAAAAGUAGAUCAGUGUUCAGAUACAAUGUGUUUGCCGAAGAGUACUGUUAGCGCACUGGUUUUUAAAAACGAAAUGCCGCGUCAAAUUUAUCCGCCGAAUAUGAUGAUCACAUGUCAUAAUGCAGGUACAGACAAGAUGAUAAACCCUCUACCGAUUUCUCCUACCGUUACCAUAAAAGCUGAAUCUAUGCUUCCGAGCGAAAACUCCAAAAGAAAUGAUUCCAUCCAGCUGAUCUCAAAUAAAGGUACAGACAUGAUGAUAAACCCUCUACCGAUUUCUCCUACCGUUACCAUAAAAGCUGAAUCUAUGCUUCCAAGCGAAAACUCAAAAAGAAAUGAUUCCAUCCAGCUGAUCUCAAAUAAAGAUACAUUAAUCCCUUGUAAACGUCUAGAGAAUAGUGGAUUGGCUAAACUAAAAACCCCUAAAGGAACAGUAUUGUCUUGUGCAGGAACGAAAAUAACUUCAGUGUCUUCAGUCAAUCUUCAAACCUGCUCCGCGUUCUGCAAACCAGCUAGUACUAUAAACACAGCAAUGACCACAAAUUUGGUUUCCACAAAGAAUACACAAUGCUUUACAGCGCCAUCUCUGUUCAGACGACGACAAAGGGAUACAUCUAUAGGUUUAGACGUGACAUUGGAGGAAAUGAAACACGACGGUUCGACUUCCACUAACGACAUUAGAGAUUUAAAAUGUGAUAUUGAUUUUCGCCCGACAACAUCAACAGUUUGCACCAAUACGGAAGUGGAAGUGACGGAACCUAUAGUGUUAUUGAACGCUUCUGUUUUAACAGAUCGAAGCAAAUAUACAACUGAAACGUGUGCACAAUACAGUAAUAAAGGCAGGAAUGAUUCCUUAGAGUCCGAACGUAUAGGCCGCAGUCAACUGAUGUCAGUUCGUAUGCUAGGAGACUCUGUUUCCGAUAUGUCUACGCAAGCCCAACCCUUAUUAAUAGAUGCAGAGACCCGUACAAUACCAAAGGGAAUAACUUCGGCCGCUGUUUUUACGUCACGCUUCGAAUUGGAUCGUAAUCCAAGAGAUUCUAAAGAAAACGCUAUAGAUCUAGGAACAGCUGAGGUGAAAACUGAUAUCAAAUCAAAUAAGGAGAUGCCUACCAAUAGCCAGCAAGAGAUGUCGCCACCAAAGCAGCAAGUAGUACCCUCCCAAGCUGAGAAAUCGAACCCGGUACAACCACGCCAUCCAAGUGUGGUUAUAUCCAGUAACUUAAAUGCUGCCAAGUGGAUGAACGGGUGCACCAAAGAUGAUUACCAAUCAAUUAUAGAUAUUAGCGAAAUAACUGUAUCAGAGUCUUUAGAGAAAGCCACUUUAGCUGUCGCUACCUCUAAUGCCUUCAACACGAAUUUGAGUGCGAAUCCGGAACCAGCUGUUAAUUGUAUGAGUACAAAGCCUCUAGAUGUUAUAUCGGCUGUUAAUUUGGCGGAUGUAUUGCCUAAAUUUGAAGGAAAUGAACAAAAUACACAACCCACGAACGAAAGGCAAGGAGAUAACGAAGGUAUAAAUGUAAAAUUACCCCUUCUUAUCGAGCGAAGAUCAGCUACUGUUCACACAUCUCGUCAUAUUCUAAAUAAGGCGAAGAUAUGUCACGGAGAAACCGCAGAUUGUCUAUACGUAUACGAUCGCGCCCGCUGCGUUGUUCAUAGUCAGCGGACCGACACGGGUGUCCAAAUUAAGUCCACACAUUCGAGAUUUGGGCAGGAAAAUAAAGUAAAACCGUGGCAAGAUAAUCGUACCGUGGGCGUAGUGACGUCAGUAUUAAAACCACAUUGUAGCCACAAACACACCAGCGGUUUGCUUGGCGAAGUUUUGACUCCCCAAGUGUACAAGACGCUGUACGAAACGUCGAGAUUAAUUGCCAAAGAGCGUUCUUUGUCGAAGGAAACUGGAAUUGUUGAGAACAAAGCAGAACGUUCUGUGCAAGUUCUAAGGGAUGAUUGGAGUUGUGUGAUCUGCCCAUAUUGUGCUAAGAAAUUUACAGCACACGAAAUUGAGAAUUUAGUUAAAAAACAUCUACCAAUAAACCGGGCAGAAAGGGACUUCGUCGAAGCGUGCACAAUGAAGCCAAGCGGGCGCCACGACAAGAAUUGUCAAGCGAAAUUCGCCCCAGAAUAUCUUUGCCAAAAUUGUAUUUUACCGCCGACAGCCAGCGCCACGGAUAUACGAGGAGAGGAAAGCCAUGACUUGCGAACUGUUUACUAUUUCCUUGCCGCCAUCGAAGGGAGAGUACGCAGAUUGAAACAAAAUUUGUAA
Molecule: messenger RNA, 3975 nt
Organism: Pieris macdunnoughi
Lineage: Eukaryota; Metazoa; Arthropoda; Insecta; Lepidoptera; Pieridae
Source: the annotation of a GenBank genome assembly